UUUCCCACAUUUCAAAGUAGAAAACCCCUCUUCGUAAGUUUGCUCGGUGGCACUGCUACUUCAACUCACUCCCAAGUUUCCUCCUUUCUCACAUAUAAACAAUGCCAACGUAAGUUUCAGCAAUCACCCUUCAUUUAUUUCCGAAUGGUUUCUCUUGAUGGUCAGGGAUAUUGCACCAAGGCUUUCAAUAUGCUUGUAGAUUGUGAUCCUCUUGCCUUCAUCUUUUUCAUUUAGUGUUGCAUACCAUAAUUGCAGCUGUCUUAUUGAUACAUUGACUGCUACUGAGAGUUAUUGAAGGGCAAAAAUGAGUACACAUAGUAUGUUGGAUAUUGUUGUAAAUGAUAUACUUCGAGUGGUCACACCAUUACAAGAAGAUUGGGAGAUACGGUUUGCAAUUAUUAACGAUUUUCGAAGCAUUGUUGAAUCUGUGGAAAGCCUGAGAGGAGCAACUGUUGAGCCAUAUGGAUCAUUUGUGUCUAAUCUCUUCACGCGAUGGGGUGACUUGGAUAUUUCAAUUGAGCUAUCAAAUGGUUUGCAUAUUUCAUCUGCAGGGAAAAAACAAAAACAGACUUUAUUGGGGGAGGUUUUAAAAGCUUUGAGAAUGAAAGGUGGAGGGAGUAACUUGCAGUUCAUCUCCAAUGCUAGAGUGCCCAUUUUAAAAUUUAAAAGCUACCGGCAGGGUGUAUCUUGUGACAUUUCAAUUAAUAACCUUCCAGGCCAAAUGAAAUCCAAGAUUUUGCUUUGGAUCAACAAGAUAGAUGGCCGUUUUCGUCAUAUGGUUUUACUGGUCAAGGAAUGGGCCAAAGCACAUAAAAUCAAUAACUCAAAAGCUGGAACUUUCAACUCCUAUUCGCUAAGUUUGCUUGUGAUAUUUUAUUUUCAGACAUGUAUUCCUGCAAUUUUCCCACCGCUUAAAGAUAUAUACCCUGGCAACAUGAUUGAUGAUCUUAUAGGUAUUAGAUCUGAUGCAGAGAAUCUUAUUGCAGAAACUUGUGAUGCUAACAUAAACCGGUUCAUAUCAAACAGGGCAAGGUCAAUUAACAGAAAAUCUGUGGCGGAACUUUUUGUUGAUUUCGUAGGGAAGUUUGCUAAGAUGGAUUCAAUGGCCGUGGAGAUGGGAAUCUGCCCCUAUACUGGAAAAUGGGAACAGAUAGAGGACAAUAUGAUUUGGUUGCCCAAGACUUACGCAAUAUUUGUUGAGGAUCCUUUUGAGCAGCCACAAAAUACUGCAAGAUCCGUCAGUGCAGGACAACUGAAGAAGAUAACAGAGACAUUUGCAAGGACGCACGACUUGCUUACCUCAACAAAUCAGAAUCAAAUUUCACUUUUGUCCAACUUAGCACCAGCACAUGUAAUAAGAUGUAUCACAAGGCCUUACGGUGGAGGUUACAUUCACCCAACUCAGCCACAAGUGCAGAGGGGUGUUGCUUACUUUCACCCAACUCAGCCGCAAGUGUUCCGCCCAACUCAGCCACAGGUGCAGAGGGCCAUACGCCCGCUGCAACCGCAGUCGCAACAUCAUUUUCAAAAUGCCAGUCAAGGAACAAGCUCCAACAGUUCAUUUUCAACUGGACAAAUACAAGCGCGUAAAGGAGUGAGCUCCAACAGUUCAUCUUCAAAAGGACAUACGCCGGUGCAUAGAGGCCAACAGAUGUGGAGGCCAAAGAGUUAAAGGGGGUCUCUAUUACUCUGAAAAUGUCAUCAUGGUUUUAGCUUUGAACAGGUUUUGACUAUUGUCUUUCAGUUUACUUGUUAACACAAGUGAUUGAAAGAAUGGGAUUUUGGUUUUUUUUGUGCCCUUGUGGAUCAAAAAGUGAUUAACCGUGUAUAUUACAUGAGGUUUUGGUGGGGGCAUUAUAUUGACGUUUUUACAACUCUUAUGUACUUGUGGUAAUAUUCGGAGCAUGCAAGAGUUUGCAAAAUGGAACUUUGUAUAUGAACCAUAAAUGGUUUUGCUUGUUUAGUUA
This is a messenger RNA of Glycine soja, 1967 nucleotides long. Its product is annotated as protein HESO1-like. The record is from RefSeq and is a predicted model, not a curated record. Gene Ontology annotation, molecular function: RNA uridylyltransferase activity. Bases 305 to 1672 code for a protein of 455 amino acids. The transcript is spliced from 9 exons. NCBI's taxonomy places the organism in Eukaryota, Viridiplantae, Streptophyta, Magnoliopsida, Fabales, Fabaceae.